This is a messenger RNA of Peronospora matthiolae, 249 nucleotides long. Lineage: Eukaryota; Oomycota; Peronosporomycetes; Peronosporales; Peronosporaceae. The record is from the annotation of a GenBank genome assembly.
AUGGGCGGGCCGACGCACAUGCGUCGACCCGAAACCUUGAAGAUUGAUAUCUCAAGGUACAAGGGAACCGAUGAAGAUUCUGUUUUGAGAUGGUUCGUCGAGUUAGACGACGCCAUCAGGGCCCGUCACAUGGAGGGUGACGAGAUGCAAGUCACCUUCGCCCUGUCAAAUUUGACGGGACGAGAAAAGACUUGGGCCUUAGGGCUCAAGCCUCACGACCCAAACAUGUUUGAGUCGUUGGAGAUCUAG